AUGAUGGGGUGACAGUACACAGUGGCGACACACACACAUAGACCAAUGAUGAAAGAGAUACUGACAGUGGCGUAGUGCUGGUGGUCACAUUCCAACUCCAUGUAGUACGUUGGCUGGUCCGUGGGGUGGUUACACUGUGUCUCAGGGUUGUUGUGGAGAUCGAUGAAGUAGAAGAUGAGGGCCAGGAGAGAAACCAAACUGACCACCAGUGUCACCACCAUACACACACUCAGCUGGAGGGGCGGAGGGAGAGAGAAAGAGAGAGAGGGGGAGGGAGGAGAAAGAGAUAGGGGUGGGAGUCAGGGGCCAGACCUCAUUGAUCAUCAUGCACAUUUUUGUAAUAUAUUGUGUGUUGUGUGUGUGACUAUAUGUGAUAAAGUGAAAAUCUGAGGCAGGAUUCUGCUUAUAAUUUUGGUAGGCUAUUUGUGAGUCAACUUGAAAUAAACCCUUGUUCACCAGAAUCAGUUUGACCGGUAGUAAGGAAAUAAAAAAGCUGUGAAAUGACCCAACAUGUUGCUGAUAAGAUUUCAGUUCGGCUUGGAUGCAUAUUUUAUGUGGUUGAAAUACUAUCAGCUUGUAUGACACUGAUAAAGAUUGCACCUCUACAGACUAACUGCGCAUUCGCAUUCUCUCAAGAUGCUGAAAGAAAUAAAUCAUAUUUCUCCACUCUUGUUUCCAAGUCAAAAUGUACAUUUGGUGUAUCAAAAUAAACUGGCCUCCUUGAGACUAGUUGAGUAUCUGGAGCAUCAGCAAUUGUGGGUUUGAUUACAGGCUCAAAAUGGCCAGCUGUUCUGCGAAGGGAGUAGUACACAGCAUUGUACGAGAUCUUCAGUUUCUUGGCAAUUUCUCGCAUGGAAUAGCCUUCAUUUCUCAGAACAAGAAUAGACUGACGAGUUUCAGAAGAAAGUUACUUGUUUCUGGCCAUUUUGAGCCUGUAAUCGAACCCACAAUUGUUGAUGCUCCAGAUACUCAACUAGUCUCAAGAAGGCCAGUUUUAUUGCUUCUUUAAUCAGCACAACAGUUUUCAGCUGUGCUAACAUAAUUGCAAAAGGGUUUUCUAGUGAUCAAUUAGACUUUUAAAAUGAUAAACUUGGAUUAGCAAACACAACGUGCCAUUAGAACACAGGACUGAUGGUUGCUGAUAAUGGGCCUCUGUACGCCUAUGUAGAUAUUCCAUUAAAACCCAGCCGUUUCCAGCUACAAUAGCCAUUUACAACAUUAACAAUGUCUACACUGUAUUUCUGAUCAAUUUGAUGUUAUUUAUCGGACAAAAAAAUUGCUUUUCUUUCAAAAACAAGGACAUUUCUAAGUGACCCCAAACUUUUGAACGAUAGGUGUAAGUAUAUUUAAAACCAAAUAGUAUUUUACUGGGUGACAUUCACUUUUACUUGAGUCAUUUUCUAUUAAGGUAUCUUUACUUUUACUCAAGUAUGACAAUUGAGUACUUUUUCCACCACUGCAUAGGCCUAUUUGAAGUCCCCACCUUGUGACUAAAUCAAAUCAAAUCAAAUCAAAUUUUAUUUGCCACAUGUGCCGAAUACAACAGGUGUAGACAUUACCGUGAAAUGCUUACUUACAGCCCUUAACCAACAAAGCAUUAUUUUUUAAAUAAAAAAGUAAUAUAAAACAACAACAAAAAAGUGUUGAGAAAAAAAGAGCAGAAGUAAAAUAAAAUAAUAAUAGGGAGGCUAUAUAUACAUGGGGGUACCGGUGCAGAGUCAAUGUGCGGGGGUCACCGGCUAGUUGAGGUAGAUGAGGUAAUAUGUACAUGUGGGUAGAGUUAAAGUGACUAUGCAUAAAUAAUUAACAGAGUAGCAGCAGCUACCCUCUGUAGUGCCUUGCGGUCGGAGGCCGAGCAGUUGCCAUACCAGGCGGUGAUGCAACCACUCAGGAUGCUCUCGAUGGUGCAGCUGUAUAACUUUUUGAGGAUCUGAGGACCCAUGCCAAAUCUUUUCAGUCUCCAGAGGGGGAAUAGGCUUUGUCGUGCCCUCUUCACGACUGUCUUGAUGUGUUUGGACCAUGAUAGUUCGUUGGUGAUGUGGACACCAAGGAACUUGAAGCUCUCAACCUGUUCCACUACAGCCCCGUCGUAUAGCGCCUCACAAUCAUCACACAUAACAUAGUCACUGUUAUCAUCCACUUUUACCACUUCACCAAAUCUUUCCCAAACAUUACUUUUCUGGCCUCCCUUCUCUGUAUUUUUAACUCUCCAUUUCACAGCUUUUCUCUUAUUGAAUUAAACUCCGGCAUUGUCCUUUUUGCCUCCGUGGAUCGAUGUUAACUUUUUCUGCCUGUUCCCAAAAGCGUUUGGCGAUUGGCUUGUAGACUAUUUGGCACGCGUAAAGUUAGGCCCUAAAGUUUAGGCUUACGCACUAAUGCAAAAAACAUGAAAGGAAAACCUCAAUGUAGCCUAUAGGCCUAGAUAUAAAUUGUACAACAAUUAUACAUGUAUAGAUUUUUUUAAUGUAUUAUUUUCUCUUUAUUCAACCCGACUGCCACCUACCUGCCCUUCACUGCAUAAUAUUUCAUAACACUAAACCAAUGAUUUAUAUAUAAACACUAGAUGAUUGGGGGUGCUGUUUUGAAGCCACCGUGCCUCCAUCUUGGCACUCCCCCACUGUUGUAAAAAAAUAUUUUGGAAGCUGUAAAAAUGCAUUUAUAAUUGUCUACUUUAGUUUUUGCCACGUUUAUUCUAUUACAGACACCUUAAUGCAUACUUUUAAAUGAUAUUAUGUGAGCUAAACAUACAAAUAAAAAAAAAUAUUAAAAUAUUUUCCUUAAAGUAUAAUUAUUUGAAAGUAUUAAUGUUACUGUCCCGACUAAAACAACUAAAAUACUUAAAUACAUGCAAUUUGGUCCUUGAAACAUUUAAAUGAAAUAAUGUAGAAUUGCAUCAAUUCCUAUAGAACUCGCCAGCUUGUAGUCCUAAAACCCGGAAAUGAUUCAGCCAUCCCUAUGCGAAAAAUGAGUGGGGAAAGAAUAGGGUUUUGGAAUAAACACCGAAAAUAAGGUCUGAGGUUAACACAUGCUUAGGAGAUCUUGUAUGUUUUGUUCUAUGAGAUAAUAGCAGUCAGUUAACAUGACCUUUAUGAAUUAUGAAGCCUUUAUGUGCUUUUUGUGCUUUUUAAAUUACAUAAAUUCUUCAAAAUUCACAAAAGGUGACGUUAGCUGAUGAAGAUUAUCUCAUAGAACAAAACGUAUAAGAUCUCCUAAGCCUGUGUUUACCACAGACCUUAUUUUCGACAUUUAUCCAAAAACGGCAUUCAUUUUCCCCAUAGGCUUUGUCGAAUGAACCAUGGCGGAGUUAGUGCCUACAAAAAGACGCCAUUACUAUUUCUCUCCAUAGAUGACUGCUUUUCUGAGGAGUGCCAAUAUGGCCGACUGGUGGCUUCAAAGCAUCUCAUUGACCAAUACAUAGCAUCAGCAAUCCAGAAUGUAUAUACAUCAUUGCCCUAAACCUGCGGAGACUGCGGGUUAUGAGUCACCCCACGCAUCACUAGUGUUAGUGUGUGUACGCGAGCAUGCCGUGUGGUGGUAUUCAUACUCACCGAUUUCAUACUGCUUUGUUUCUCCAUCACUAUGGCAACGACUCCUGCUGCUAUGAACUAGGCACAGCAGAUAUAAACAAAAACUCCCAAUUGUCAAUCAAAUAUCAUAACCAAUGGUUAUAUAAAAGAAUGAGUGCAUUAUCGGAUAAAAUAAUAAUGAAAUUGGAUUGCAACACUUUUAAAAAACCUGGUAAUUACAAUAACCACCCCAAAACGUAAUUCACUAUCAUCCAAAAAUCAUUCAGUACAGAGAUUGAGUAUGAGUGAAGGUUAGGUUACUAGGUUACCGAUAGGCCACUCCACCAAGGCACCCCAAAGGUCACGACCUCUGUGAACUCAGUGGAGAGGAGGGGGAUGGAGUAGGACAUCACCAUUACCCCAAUCAUUACCUGGGACACCUGACACACACACACACACACACACACACACACACACACACACACACACACACAUAGAUAGAUAGACGAACACACACAAUUACACACACAGACAGAAGCAAGCACACACACACACACACAGGCUGGUUUACUGUAAAGGCACUUUGUAGGAACUGAUGAUGUAAAAAGGGCUUUAUAAUAUGAUUGACUUAUUGACACAAACACAUUAGGUUCCAGGCGUUCACCACAAACCAAUGUCUGACAGUCUGACAUCUUUAUAGAGACAGUAAAGAUAAUGAGUCAUGUACAAAUACAUAUUUGACUCUUAAAUGCGUCAGUCAAACAUAAUGUGACUGAAAAAAAAAAACAGGACACUAAAUGCUCAGGGCUGAACACAGCAUGCUAUAAUAACCUUCCCCUAUUGUAGCAUCUCUAUCUAAAAAAAUUAAAUAGUCUUUGACAUUUGAUGUUCACCCCCAAUGCCUUCGCCUCGCCUUUCUGGAUGCUCUCGCGCAGGGCCUGCCGUCUGUCGGUCAGUUUAGCCGCGUUGACAUCCGUCGUCACGCUUACUGACAGGUCCCUCGAGACCGACACAGCCAUCCUCGCGCUCUGGAGUCCUUUGGCAAUGGGGAUAAAGGAAAAGGACGAUACGCAAUGUGUGUUUAAUUGUUAGACUAUUAAAGAUAUUGACUUUACCAAUAUUUGUCAUUAAUGAAAAUAAUAACUCCCCAAAAAAUCAUGAUUUUAGUUUCUGUUUAAAACAAAUCUGUUUGGCUAUACAAGUGGUCAUUGAAGUUGCUAUUCCAUGAUAAAAUUCCAUGGGAUAGUUAGAAAGUGGGCUAAAUAACCUGCCUUUAUUUAAAUUAUUAUUAAUUAGACAACAAUAGCGAAAUCUCCAGGGUGGACCGUUAUACAAUCAAAAAGCCUAUUAGGAUAAUCGACAUAUCUUACCUUUUCCUUUCAGAUAUAAAAUCACGUUAGUAUGCCUAAUUCCACAAACACAACUUCUUGUUCCCUAAUCCACAAAUGAGAAAAAUAGAUUUCGCAACAUAGCCAGUCCGAGUCCGUUCCUUAAACUUUUUUUGUCUCCGCCUGUUCUUGGCACGAACGAAAAAUGAGUAGAGUAGUUAACUUUCACUGGUGCGAGCCUCCACCCCUAGCCCUACCCGGACGCAGACCCCUCGUCUUGGGAGACAGUGAUACAAUAGUCAAUAUAAACAUUGGUAGCAACCGUUUUUGUGACAGUCUGGACCUCCACGGUCAUUUUGCAACAAAAAAAGGACAUUGUGCAUACAUCAGGUGCUGUUUUCAUCAAGGUAAGUUCGUUUUUUAAAUAGCUGAUGAACUUACAUAAAUGGUGGAUGAAGUUGCGUUGUCCUUCAGGGGGAAUCGAGAGAAUAUGGCAGUUUAGCCCUAUCGAUGUGUAGGCAACGUAACAAGAUUAUUGAGAAUUAAGAAUGGUAAAUAGGUCGUAUACAUUUGUUCUUAACUGACUUGUCUCAUUAAAUAAAUGUUUAAUCAAAUGUAGGCUAAUUAAAUAAAUAAAAGAAGACUAUCUUUCUAUUAUGGCGGAUAUCUGGGCAUGGUGCCCUGCCCAAACCCCCCUCACAUUCACUUGUCCGUGAAUGUCAUGUUGCGUCAAUACAGUACAGACCAGUCGGCUGGACCGUAGUUCAUUGCUCUUUCCCCUGUUUUGUUUUUUCUUCCCUCUCUCCCCUCCUCUUCUUUCGUUUGCUUGGCCUAAACAAGCAAACCUUUCCCCACUUCGAAUCCAGUAGAGCGCAGAGUGCAUGCAGUGAGAUCUGUGUUUGAAGAGCGUUCUAUGCUCUGGAAUAAUGUUUGGUGUCUCUGGUCUGGAAAUGAAAUGUUCCCAUGCCCCCAUAUCUUGAUUUAAUCGUAAUAAACUCUCCCUCCCCGCCCCUUCCCUCUUCAAGUGCACUGUGCACAUCUGCUUUUCAUCCAGCAGCAACAUUCCACUAUAUCCAAUGGGGACUAGGCCUACUCUGACAUGUGGUUUUCGUUCUCUCUCCUGGCUCUCGACUCCUCUCCCUCCCCCCUCCUGCCCUGUCGCUUCCCUUCCUUCCUUCCUUCCUUCCUUCCUCCUUCCUCCUUUCCUUCCUUCCUUCCUUCCUCACUUCAUCCUUCAUUCUGUCCUUCACUCCUUUGACGUCCAUCCUGGCCUUCUUCUUUCUUCCGUUUAUUCUUACGUCCUCCUCCUUCCUUCCUGCUCUUCCUCCUCUUUCCUUCUUCCUUCCUUUGCCUCCUUUCCUUUCUCCUCCCUUCCACCUUCCUCCUUCCUUCCUUCCUUCCCUUCCCUCCGUUCCUUCCUUCCUCCCAUCCCUCCCUCCCUCCGGUCCAUCCCCUCCCUCCCUCCCUCCCUCCCUCCCUCCCUCCCUCCCUCUCCUUUUCAUUCUCUCUUGCUCUCCUUCUCGCUCUCCCCCUCUCUCAAUCUCUCUCUCUCACUCGCUCUCUGGCUCUCUCUCUCUCUCUCUUCCAGUCAUUCACACCACUCAUCACCACAAUCCAAAUCCUUGUUAGGUAAAAUUCACCUCUCCCCUCUUGCAGUUUCAGCUCAACAUAAACAUGCACAUGCUUAAAGGGAUACUUUGGGAUUUUGGCAAUGACUCUGGUGAAGGUACUCAUUGCCAAAAUCCUAAAGUAUCCCUUUAAUAAGCAGAGUUCAAAUACCAUGCUGGAAAGUAUAGAACUCUUUGUGAAUCGUCAGUCAAACCUUUUAACCCAAAAUUGCAAACAUACAUUCUACUGUUUGUCUGCGUUCCAGUGCCUGUGAUUACAUUUUGUGUUUGCAUUGGUUACGUUUUGUGGUUGAUUCUGAUAAGCAUGUCUCCUCUCCUCUCUCCUUUCUCCUCUCUCCUCUCUUUUCUCUUUCCUCUCCUCUCUCCUCUCUCCUCUCUUUUCUCUCUCCUCUCCUCUCUCCUCUCUUUCCUCUCCUCUCCUCUCUCCUCUCUUUUCUCUUUCCUCUCCUCUCUCCUCUCCUCUCCUUUCUCUUUCCUCUCCUCUCUCCUGGACCAAAGACUUUCAUUCAGGACGAUGUCGUCCGCUGAGUCAGGAACAGGUGUUCCUAAACUACAUCGCCUCUUCAUCAAGUUUGACCCAGAGGUUGUAGCGGUAAGAGAAUUGAAUGAGUAAUGGACAUGAAUUGAAUGAUUACUAAACAUUCAUACAUAUAGAUAGUCAAUACAUCUACCAGACUGCUUUCUCCCUCCCGGUUGUACCAUUCUGUUGUCUUAAUAGUGGAAUUCAUAUAUCUGUCUAGUCACCAUGCAUCAGACACUUGCUCCACGGAGUACACACUUACUCACUCCCCCUCAUGGACUUAAAAGCUUUGGACUGGUGAAAGCAAGGGCUAGAAGGACCGAUUGUCCUCAUCAUACUUUUUGCACUUGUAAUUUCUCAUGAGCAAGACUGAAUGGAACCGGGAGAAGGAUAGAAUCGGACCACAGAGCUUAGUUUUGUAAUAAUCAUCACAGUUCCUUUAGAUGCAGUUCUCUCUUUUUUCCACCAGGUGGUGUCGAUACUCCUGGGUCUGUUCCAGGUGCUGUUGGCUGUGCCUGUGUACUACAUGGACGUUGGCUUACCCAAACUACAACUCAUGCUCCCUUUAUUUAUUGGCUUCCUGGUAAGAUCCUAAUUUGAUAAAGCCAUAAAUAUAUUUGUUUCUGUCACAGGAGGCUGCUGAGGGGAGGACAGUUCAUAAUAAUGUCUGAAACAGCGCAAAUGGAAUGGCAUCAAACACAUGGAAACCAUGUUUUUUUUUUCUAUAUACUUUUUCCCCCUGACCAUACCAUCCCUACCCUAAUUGAGGUAAACUAAUGGACAACAAUACUUCUACUCCUACUUACAGCUAUUUCGCUCACAUCUACCGUACCUGUAGUUAAAUAAUUCUACAUUCCUAAUUUCUUCUUUCUUCAAGUGCUGGAUUUCCACCCACAGCGGCCAAUCCACCAUUCAUUCUGAUCUUAACUCCAACCCUCCGAUAUGCACAGAUCCACAUCUUUCCCAGUAUAAUGCAUUUAGCUAUUUCCUUUUGUAAUACAUCCCUCCAUUUUACUAUGAUGUCUUACGAGGGUCCUGAACCUAACUAUUUGUAACAUUUCUACCGAUAUUGCCCUAAAAAUAAAUACUUUACUCAAAGUAUAAUGAUAUUUCCCAUUGACUGAUUGUGUUUUUUCAGAUCCCCUAACAAUACAGUUUGUAGGUCCAUCUGAACCCUGAUAUUAUGACAUAACAACCAUUCCUGGACCUGAUUCCAAAAGCGAGCCACCGAUGGACAGUACCAGAAAAUAUGUUCUAUUGAUUCUGUUUCCUCGUGGCAGUCUGCACAAGGCUGACUGUUCAAUGCCCCAUAUACUGAAUUGAGCAUUCUUUUUGUAGCAUGUAUUUAUAUAAUAGCUUAAAUUGAAACGAAGGGAUUGAUGUGUCAAUUGUUGUUUUAUACAUUGAGCUCCAAAAGUUUUGGGACGGUGACGCAUUUUCUGUUGUUUUGUCUCUGUACUCCAGUGCUUUGGAUGAGAUGUGACACAAUGUCUAUGAGGUUAAAGUGCAGACUGUCAGCUUUAAUUUGAGGGUGUUUUCAUCCAUUUCGGGUGAACCGUUUAGACAUUACAGCAGCUUUUGUACAUAGUCCCCCCAUUUUAGGGGGACAAAAGUUUUGGGACAAAUACACUUACAGUGCAUUCGGAAAGUAUUCAGAUCCCUUUACUUUUUUCACAUUUUGUUACGUAACAGCCUUGUUCUGAAAUGGAUUAAAAAAAAAAAAAAAUCUCAUCAAUCUACACACAAUACCCCAUAAAGACAAAGUGAAAACGGGUAUUUAGAAAUUAUAGGUACAAAAAUUAAAAUACAAAUACCUUAUUUACAUAAGUAUUCAGACCCUUUGCUAUGAGACUCGAAAUUGAGCUCAGGUGAAUCCUGUUUCCAUUGAUCAUCCUUGAGAUGUUUCUACAACUUGAUUGGAGUCCACCUGUGGUAAAUUCAAUUGAUUGGACAUGAUUUGGAAAGGCACACACCUGUCUAUAUAAGGUCCCACAGUUGACAGUGCAUGUCAGAGCAAAAGCCGUGAGGCCGAAGGAAUUGUCCGUAGAGCGCCGAGACAGGAUUGUGUCGAGGCACAGAUCUGGGGAAGUGUACCAAAAAAUGUCUGCAGCAUUGAAGGUCCCCAAGAACACAGUGGCCUCCAUCAUUCCUAAAUGGAAAAGGUUUGGAACCACCAAGACUCUUCCUCGAGCUGGCCACCCGGCCAAACUGAGCAAUCGGCGGAGAAGGGCCUUGGUCAGGGAGGUGACCAAGAGCCCGAUGGUCACUCUGACAGAGCUCCAGAGUUCCUCUGUGGAGAUGGGAGAACCUUCCAGAAGGACAACCAUCUCUGCAGCACUCCACCAAUCAGGCCUUUAUGGUAGAGUGGGCAAACGGAAGCCACUCCUCAGUAAAAGGCACAUCACAGCCCACUUAGAGUUUGCCAAAAGGCACCUAAAGGACUCUCAGACCAUGAGAAACAAGAUUCUCUGGUUUGAUGAAACAAAGAUUGAACUCUUUAGGCUGAAUGCCAAGCGUCAUGUCUGGAGGAAAUCUGGCACCAUCCCUACGGUGAAGCAUGGUGGUGGCAGCAUCAUGCUGUGGGGAUGUUUUUCAGCGGCAGGGAGACUAGUCAGGAUCGAGGGAAAGAUGAACGGAGCAAAGUACAGAGAGAUCCUUGAUGAAAACCUACUCCAGAGCGCUCAGGACCUCAGACUGGGGUGAAGGUUCACCAUCCAACAGGACAAUGAUCCUAAGCACACAGCCAAGACAACGCAGGAGUGGCUUCGGGACAAGCCUCUGAAUGUCCGUGAGUGGCCCAGCCAGAGCCCAGACUUGAACCAGAUCGAACAUCUCUGGAGAGACCUGAAAAUAGCUGUGCAGUGACGCUCCCCAUCCAACCUGACAGAGCUUGAGAGGAUCUGCAGUGAAGAACGGGAGAAACUCCCCAAAUACAGGUGUGCCAAGCUUGUAGCGUCAUACCCAAGAAGACUCAAGGCUGUAAGCGCUGCCAAAGGCACUUCAACAAAGUACUGAGUAAAGGGUUUGAAUACUUAUGUAAAUGUGAUAUUUCAUGUAUUUUUUUUUAUGUAAAAAAAACUUGUUUUCACUUUGUCAUUAUGGGGUAUUGUGUGUAGAUUGAUCAGGGGGGGAAAGUUUUGGUCCAAUUAUUCAUAGCAUGCAAUGACUACAUCAAGCUUGUGACUCUACAAAUUUGUUGGAUGCAUUUGCUGUUUGUUUUGGUUGUGUUUCAGAUUAUUUUGUGUCUAAUAGAAAUGAAUGGUAAAUAAUGUAUUGUGUCAUUCUGGAGUCACUUUUAUUGUAAAUAAGAAUAGAAUAUGUUUCUAAACACUUCUACAUUAAUGUGGAUGCUACCAUGAUUACGGAUAAUCCUGAAUGAAUCGUGAAUAAUGAUGAGUGAGAAAGUUACAGAAGCACAAAUAUAAUACCCCCCCAAAAGUGCCAACCUCCCCUGUUCUUGUAAUGGUGAGAGGUUAGCAUGGGGUAUGAUAUUUGUGCGUCUGUAACUUUCUCACUCAUCAUUAUUCACGAUUAAUUCAGGAUUAUCCGUAAUCAUGGUAGCAUCCACAUUAAUGUUGAAGUGUUUAGAAACAUAUUCUAUUCUUAUUUACAAUAAAAGUGACUCCAAAAUGACACAAUACAUUAUUUACCAUUCAAUGGGCAUAAUAAAUAGGUAUGGUGACCAUUAUAAAUAGGUAUGGUGACAGAGGGCAACCUUGUUUUACGCCUCUUGACAAUUCAAAGUUCUCAGAGCAGUAACUGUUAUUUAUUAUUUUACAUAAGGGAUUGUUGUACAUGACUUUUACCCAUCUUAUGAGAGAGUUGAAAAAAUCCAGGGACUUAUAAACAGAUUAUAGGCGUACUGUUUCAAAUGCUUUCUCAAAAUCUGCUAUAAAGAUUAUACCUGGUUUCCCUAAUUCUCAUAGUUUUCCAUUAUUUCUAGUAGUUGUUUAAUGUUGUCUCCAAUAGACCUUCCUUUUAACCGUCUGAUUGUGAUGAAUAAUGUCAGGUAGCAUCUCUUUUAUUCUAUCAGCAAUACAUUUUGCCAAUAUUUAAAAAAAAUGUAUUUGAUACCAUUACAACCAUUCCGCUCCAGCCAUUACCACGAGCCCGCACUCCCCAAUUAAGGUGCCAAGCUUCCUGAGGUUUCUGUGUAUUUUAUGCAUAGGCUAUAUGUUAUAUAGGGGACAUCAUUGGAGUGUUUGGUUUUCUUUUUUCACAUCUGUAGCAAUUGAAACAACAUAUUGUUUAUACUUUCUUUUAAAGUUUGUGACGGCAGGAUCGUUCGCCAUCGCCUGUGAGAAGUCUCCCAGCAGAAAGCUGGUAAGAAAUUACAACAGUCACGUGUUACAUUGGAAUGAACUGGUGUGAUCAUAAUAAUCUAUUCCAUUAUUGAAAAGUCCACCUCGGUCCACCUGUACAGUAGACCACUUGUUGGGCUGAACAUGUUGCCCAUAGGCUACUGUGCAAUGUAUGUACCCUAUUACGUGCAUAAAAAGAAGAUACAUCCAUUUAUAUAGCAACAUUUUGGUCCAACACUAUUUUUUCUUAGGAACAAUAAAGUUGAUCGUAUUUCAUUUUUGGGGCCAGGAUAUUUUCCAGUCUCUAUUUACUCUAUCAUCUGUGUUGUGUCCUCCUCCCCAGCUGAUGGGCUGUGCCUACACUAACGUGGCCAGCCUGGUGGCAGGCUUACUGGCUCUGUGUAUGUAUAGCGUCUCCCUACACUCCGUCCAGGGCUUUGCUGAACCCUGCACUCUGCCAAACAUAGACCUGUACACAGGGGCUGCACACAAGUGCCCAGGAGAGUACCUGGAGGUAAGGAAUGAUUUGUGGGUAUGUGGCCAGUUUGUCUUGUUUGCCCCUAUGCUAUUUCAGUGCCAUGUAUUGUGUGGCACUGUGUUUUUUUGGGGUUGUUGUUGAUCCUUCCUUGUGUUUUUCUCUGUCCCAGGGGUUCUUCAGAAGUGUCACAGUCCUGCUCAUCGUUUAUGACCUGGGGGCUCUUAUCCUCCACUCUCUCCUCUCCUUCUCCGCACUCAAGGGACUCAGAGUGGGACUGUGCCGAAUGAUCAAUUAA
Coregonus sp. 'balchen' is the source of this 12056-nucleotide messenger RNA. NCBI's taxonomy places the organism in Eukaryota, Metazoa, Chordata, Actinopteri, Salmoniformes, Salmonidae. The record is from the annotation of a GenBank genome assembly.